Vanderwaltozyma polyspora DSM 70294 is the source of this 2433-nucleotide messenger RNA. It is a transcript of the gene MSS11, whose product is annotated as Mss11p. The record is from RefSeq and is a predicted model, not a curated record. NCBI's taxonomy places the organism in Eukaryota, Fungi, Ascomycota, Saccharomycetes, Saccharomycetales, Saccharomycetaceae. Bases 1 to 2433 code for a protein of 810 amino acids. Gene Ontology annotation, molecular function: protein binding. The transcript has a single exon.
AUGAAAAGGAAUAGGGAUACGAAGAUGGAUCACAAGAGUGGGAAGAUGAAUGCUAAUGAUAGGAACCAGCAGAAUAACAUUAAACAGGAGUUUAAGUCUGAUUUGAAUGAGGCGGCGAAUGCCCAACCUAAAUAUAAUUUCAAUAUCAUGGUUUCAGAUGCCAUGGCAAAAACUUCAAAACAGUUAUUAUAUGCUCAUAUUUACAAUUAUCUUUUACACAAUAAACAUUUAGAGACUGCGAAACAGUUCUUGAAAGAGGCAGAUGUUCCAUUAUUGACUGGGAAUAAUAAUGAUGAUGUGGCUGUUAAAAACCCCACCGCUGCAACUUUAUCACAAAACGAUUUAAACCCAAGAGAAUUAUUACCUACAAAGAUGUUAAUGAAUGCGAAUGAUACUUUCCUAUUAGAAUGGUGGGAGUAUUUUAGUUCUGUUUACGAUUUCGUAGAUACUAGCGAUUUAUCUGCUCUACAAAAUAAUGAUUUCUUACAAGAUAGAAUUUUUCCAAUUUUACCAACUUCAAAUAAAGUGCCAACACAAAGAUAUUCAAGGCAACAAUCAGAUCAAGUGCAGAUGAAUCAAAAUAGCACAGGCAAUUCUAGCAGAAGUGGGAUGGGUACUCCGAUUGCAAAUCCAUCAAACCAGAAUUAUCAACACUCCUCUAACCCAAAUAGUGGUACUCCUACUUCAACUGCUAAUAAUAAUACAAAUAAUAAUAACAACAAUAACAGUAAUAACAAUAAUAGUAAGCAAUUUGCUCAGCAAACCCUUAAUUCACAAUUACAAAAUGGCGUUGUAUACCCGUCUAAUCAAAACGGACAGCAGCAUGCAAGAAGACCUCAGUCAGUGUCAAGUGACAUUUCAAAUACGAUGAGUAUGGAUGAACAACAGCAACAGAUGAACCUACUCAAGCAAGUUAAUUCACAAAAUCCACAACUUAUGAAUAACAUGUUGUUUCAAAACGUUCAGCAACAAUCCUCAUCUUCUCCAAAUACUCCUGUUUCUGCAAAUAACGUCGAUGGCAACGGUCAAUUUCCUAUAAGUAAAAUGAACUGGAAUAGAAUACAGAGAGAAAGAAUGAGAAUUAUGCGCCAGCAGCAGCAGAUCCGCCAACAACAGAUGCAACAACAACGGCCACAACCAAAUCAGCAACAAAUACAACAGCAACAACAGCGUUCGCAACUGCCACAACAACAAGCUCAGCAACGUAUACAGCAAGCUAAACAACAGGUAUCUCAACAGCAACGUCCACAUCCAACGCAACAGCAAGUUCAUCAAAUGCAGCAAAUGCAAAAGCAACUUCAACAGCAAUUACAACAGCAGUCUGUUAUGCAGGGACAACAACAAGGUCCUAUGCAACUACAACAAGGUCAGACUCAAUCUCAAGGUCAGGGACAAGCACAAGAUGCUCAACAACAGGGACAGCCGUUAUCUCAACAGCAAAUGAAACAAUUAAGAAAUGGAGGCAAUGUCGAUUCAAACAUUCAACAGCAAUAUAUGUCAAUGAUGAUGCAAAUGAUGAUGCUUUCGAAAAACAAUCAACAAAUUCCUCAACAAAUGCAGCAACAGAUGAUGCAGCAAAUGCAACAGCUUCAGCAACAACAACAGCAGGCUCUACAACAAAACACAGGCAAACCACAACUUUCGCAUCAAUUUGUUGUUCCAGUUAAUAAUCAAGUUGUCACUACUCCUGGAGGGAGCUCAACUUCUGCUAGAACUAAAUCUAAUGCUAGAUCUACAAAUACUAAUAAAAAGAAAAUGGAAACAGUAUCCAAGAAAAAUAACAAACGUUCUGAUAUUAACAGCCCUGCAACAAUAGUGCCUAUCAGUACACCAACUUCGAGUGAUGGAAAUAUCAUUAGCAGUACACAGGGAACAAAUUUCCCUAUAGUAAAUUUAAGUCAAGCUCCAACUCCCACAUCUAAGGCGGAAGGAGAUGGGGAAGCUGGUCAAAAUAAAAAGAGAAGACGUAAGAAGCCAAAGACUCCAAAUACUAAUGUUUCUGCAAGUACACCUACUGCAGGCAAUACCGCUAAUAGUACACCUGUCACUACUAGUGGAGUAAACAGCUCUGUAGUUGGUUCUGCCACUACAUCCAAUGAUAAGAGAACGCCAUCAAAUACAGUUGCUAAUAACGACGGUUCUAUGCAAACAAAUGUAAACGAACUUGAUAUUGGUCUAGGAAUGAACACCAAUAGCAAUAAUAAUAAUAAUAAUAAUAAUAAUAAUAAUAAUAAUAAUAAUAAUAAUAAUAAUAAUAAUAAUAAUAAUAAUAACAACCCCAAUAGCAAUUCAAGAGAUAAAAUAAAUAACAAUGAUUUGAAUAUGAAUCUGGAUAUGAUGUCGUUUGGGAACAGUGCAUCCAGUAUGGGUCUAAACGAUGGGUUUCAAUUGUUUGACAUGGACGGGUUUCCAAAUGACAUUAUGGGUAGUUAA